Molecule: messenger RNA, 1991 nt
Organism: Mercurialis annua (annual mercury)
Lineage: Eukaryota; Viridiplantae; Streptophyta; Magnoliopsida; Malpighiales; Euphorbiaceae
Product: pentatricopeptide repeat-containing protein At4g15720-like
Biological process (GO): RNA modification
Molecular function (GO): protein binding; RNA binding
Source: RefSeq, a predicted model, not a curated record
UACCAUUUUCAUAAACUAUUUCAUAAUAUUUUUAUAAAUUUUAGCUAUUUUCAGAAAAUAAAUAUUUAAAUUUUAUCAUGGAAUUAUAACUUAAAGUUUUGAUGCAACGGAGGUCCUUUCUUUUAUUUCUAUCCCGCCAAAACAAACGGUCAAAUUAUCAUAGCCAUGCCAAUUUAACAGGAAAGCUUCGAAACUGCAACAGUUCCAGUUUUGCAACUUCAACGCACGCCUCUUUGUUAAAAUCCGGUCAUUUAAAUGAUAUUCUUACCACCAAUCAUCUCAUCAAUUCCUACAAAAGACUCCAAAAUACUUCGUAUGCCCACAAGCUGUUCGAUGAAAUGUCUGAACCAAACGUGGUAUCAUUUACUUCGCUCAUGGCUGCAUAUGUGGAUAUGGGUCAACCCAAAUUUGCAAUUUGGUUAUACAAUAGGAUGCCUGAGAGUUCUGUUUUGCCAAAUUAUUUCACUUUGGCAACAGUAACUAACGCGUGUUCGAUGCUUGCAGACCUCAAAACUGGAAAGAAAAUGCAUGCCCAUGUGGAGAUUUUUGGCUGUCAAGGAAAUCUUGUGGUCUGCUCUUCGUUGGUUGAUAUGUAUGGGAAAUGCAAUGAUGUCGAUGGAGCUAGGCGGGUCUUUGAUUUGAUGAGUUGCAGAAAUGUUGUUUCGUGGACUUCGAUGAUUGCGGCAUAUGCACAGAAUGCAAGAGGGCAUGAAGCACUAGAAGUUUUUAGAGAAUUUGGUUCUAAAUCCAUGCAAGGAAGAAGUAAUCAUUUCAUGUUGACUAGCGUGAUCAAUGCUUGUGCAAGCUUGGGGAAGCUUGUUUCAGGAAAAGUUGCUCAUGGAGCAGUUAUUCGUCGUAGGUAUGAGGUAAAUGAUGUUGUUUCAAGUGCACUUGUCGACAUGUAUGCUAAUGGUGGGUGUUUUAGUUAUUCGCAUAAGGUUUUUAUGCGAAUUCCGAAACCUUCUGUCAUCUCAUAUACAUCAAUUAUUAUGGGUGCUGCAAAGUAUGGACUUGGGAAAUUAUCACUCCAGCUCUUUGAAGAGAUGCUUGAUAGAAGAAUAAAACCAAAUAAUGUCACUUUUCUUGGGGUAUUGCAUGCAUGUAGCCACUCAGGAUUUGUGGAUCAAGGGCUAGAACACCUAAACUCUAUGCAUGAGAAACAUGGGAUAAUGCCUGAUGCAAAGCAUUACACUUGUAUUGUUGACAUGCUUAGUCGAUGUGGACGUCUGGACGAAGCUUACCAGUUAGCAAAAUCUAUUAGGGUAAACUUGAAUGAAGGUGCUCUAUUGUGGAGCACACUUCUUUCCGCGAGUAGGCUUAAAGGACGAGUUGAUAUAGCUGUUGAAGCUAGCACGUGGCUAAUUGAAUCUAAUCAACAAGUAGCUGGUGCAUAUGUCACAUUGUCAAAUGCUUAUGCAUCAGUCGGGAAGUGGGAAAAUUCUCGUUGUAUUCGGUCUGAAAUGAAGCGAACAGGUGCUUGCAAGGAACCUGGGUGCAGCUGGGUUGAGAUUAAGGAUUCAAGUUAUGUGUUCUAUGCUGGCAAUCUAUCAUGUGAAAUAGGACAUGAAGUUGUGAGUUUGCUCAAGGAGUUGGAGAGGAAAAUGAAGGAGACCUGUUAUGUUGGAGGAAGCAUGGCAUUAAUGAUUGUCGAUGUUGAAGAAGAAGCCAAGGAGAAAGUUAGUUUUCAUUGAAAGUUGGCAUUAGCUUAUGGUUUGCUUAUUAUUCCUUAAGCAAUCACCAUUGGAGUGAGAGAACUUGAGAAUGUGAUUAUUGGGAUUGUAGAAAGAUAUUUUGUUGUAAAGAUGUUAAUAGAUUUCAUCAUUUACAAAAUAGAUUUUUAAACGAGCCGAGCUUGAAAUUAGUGGUUAUGCUCACAAAAACCUCAUAUAUGAGCUCAAUUAAGAGUUUGCGAGUGAAUUUGUAUAUAUAUAUUCGAUUACAUGUUUACGAGUUAGCUCGUAUAUAAGCUUGAUUAAGGAUUCAAGUCAUAA